Molecule: messenger RNA, 1772 nt
Organism: Aethina tumida (small hive beetle)
Lineage: Eukaryota; Metazoa; Arthropoda; Insecta; Coleoptera; Nitidulidae
Product: coagulation factor IX-like
Exons: 5
Coding region: 16-1647 (543 amino acids)
Biological process (GO): proteolysis
Molecular function (GO): serine-type endopeptidase activity
Source: RefSeq, a predicted model, not a curated record
UGCUGUAUUGACAAAAUGAAGGUACUAGUUUUCACUUUUGCAAUUAUUGCUUCCACUUUGGCCACAGAGCCUUUCAAAUAUGUCCAACACGGAGUCCAUUUCAGGAAGCUGUUCGUGGAUCCAGCUGGGUUGGACAAAUCCACUCCAAUCCAUCCAAGGAUCAUCAACGGCGAGGAAGCCGAACCCCAUUCCAUCCCCUACCAAGCAUGGCUGACUAUCUCAGGAACUGGAGGUAAAUGGCUUUGUGGUGGUUCUUUGGUCUCAAAGAAAUUCGUCCUUACUGCCGGACACUGUCUCGACGGUGGCUCCAGCGUAGAAGUUCUCUUGGGCGCCCACGACAUCACCACAACUGAACCAACUCAAGUCAAACUGACCAGCACCAAAUUGACAGUUCACCCUCAGUACGACAUCAACACCAUCAGUAAUGACAUUGCCAUCUUGGAACUUGACGAACCCGUCGAACUCACUGACGCCAUCCAAACCGUUCAGCUGCCAACUCGCAAAAACAUCGGUGAUCUGUACGAAAACGAACCGUGCAAAGUGAGUGGAUGGGGAUUGACCGACGGAUUCGGCAACACCGUCUCCCCAGUCCUUAACUACGCCGAGAGUACAAUCCUUCCUAACAGACAAUGCAAGUCCAUCUUUAGCAUUCUCCUGGACUCUGAAAUCUGCAUGUCUGGCGCUACCGAUAAGUCUUCCUGUAACGGUGACUCCGGCGGUCCAUUGACUGUUGAUGGCGUCCAAGUGGGCAUCGUUUCCUACGGUAUCAGAUAUUGUUUGUCUGGAUAUCCAUCAGCUUUUACCCGAGUGACGAGCUACUUGGAUUGGAUCGAAGAAAAUUCCGAUUUGGACCUCUCGACCAAAUUGAUAAAAAAUGGAGUUCACUACAAGAGAAUGUUGGUGCACCCAAUAAAGUUUCAACAGGGUACUGCAGUUCAUCCCAGAAUUAUAAAUGGAGAUGAAGCUGUUCCGCAUUCAAUCCCAUACCAAGCUUUUUUGACAUUCACAGGACCCCAGGGUAGUUGGUUGUGUGGAGGAUCUUUGAUUUCAGAGAAAUAUGUGUUGACUGCUGGACACUGCGGAGAUGGAGCAACAAGCGUUGACGUUCUGCUAGGUGCCCACGACAUUAUCACUACGGAAGACACCCAAGUCAGAGUGACCGCCACCAAAAUAACCGUUCACGACGACUGGAAUGAAAGCACCAUCACCGACGACAUUUGUUUAAUAGAACUGGACGAACCAGUCGAAUUAACCGAAGCCAUACAAGUUGUGAAACUACCCUCACGCAGCGACGCCUCCGAACUGUACGAAAACCAGCCCUGCAAAGUAAGUGGCUGGGGAUUGACCGACGGUUUCGGCAACAGCGUGUCACCGGUACUAAAUUAUGCCGAGAGCACGAUAUUGUCGAACAAACAGUGCCGACAAUACUUCAACAUUUUGGUCGACAGUGAAAUCUGCAUGUCCGGAGACGACGAGAAGUCCGCCUGCAACGGGGACUCGGGCGGUCCGUUGACCGUUGAGGGUGUUCAAGUAGGCAUUGUGUCUUACGGGAUUAUGUGGUGUCUGCCCGGAUAUCCAUCCGCAUUCACCAGAGUCACCAGCUAUUUGGAUUGGAUACAAAAUAACACAAAUAUUGUUAUUAACUAGGUUGAUGUUUAGCGAAUUUAUUGAUUAAUAAUUAAAAUAAUAAUUCAAAUGUAAAAAUUAAUCUCUUUAAUAUACAGUAGUGGCCAGUACGAUUGUUGUGUCUGCUAUGCAAAUGAUCAAUCUAA